Molecule: messenger RNA, 3400 nt
Organism: Candoia aspera
Lineage: Eukaryota; Metazoa; Chordata; Lepidosauria; Squamata; Candoiidae
Gene: GRPEL2
Product: GrpE like 2, mitochondrial
Exons: 4
Coding region: 87-779 (230 amino acids)
Biological process (GO): protein import into mitochondrial matrix; protein folding
Cellular component (GO): PAM complex, Tim23 associated import motor
Molecular function (GO): protein homodimerization activity; protein-folding chaperone binding; adenyl-nucleotide exchange factor activity
Source: RefSeq, a predicted model, not a curated record
CUGCCGGUUGUUGUAGUCGUGUGUCCUUCCUCCUAUUUUCUCCAGUGGGCGCCGCGGUCAGCAUCGCUCAGUCUGGCGGCGACGGUAUGGCAGCGGGCUGGUCUGUGCGAGCGGCGCGGAGUUGCUUGAGUCCUUUGCUCCAGUUGAAUUACCCUCAGUUCCACUCCAACAGAGGUUUGCUCUUUGCCUUCAGUACUGCUGCUCAACAAAAAAGCACAGGAGACGAUUGUGGCCCAGAAGAUCCUCAGAAUGAAUCUAGACAGACCUUGAAUGGGAACAGUUUAGAGCACAAGGCCAUCAAGCUAGAAGAACAACUCCGUGUCUUAACAGAACGGUACCAGAGAGCCUUAACGGAUUCUGAAAAUGUCAGGCGGAGAACACAAAAGUUUGUUGAGGAUGCUAAGAUUUUUGGCAUCCAGAGUUUUUGUAGAGAUCUGGUAGAAGUAGCAGAUAUCCUGAAGACAACCUUGGAGAGUGUUGUGGAAGAAAACAAUGAUCCAACUCUGACCCUGAAUAAGAUCUGUGAAGGCCUGACUCUUAUAGAAGUCAAACUACAAAGCAUCUUUACUAAGCAUGGCCUGCAAAAAAUGAACCCCAUUGGUGGCAGAUAUGACCCCUAUGAUCAUGAAAUAGUGUGUCAUGUGCCAGCAGAGGAUAUGCAACCAGGCACUGUGGCUUUAGUGACUCUGGAUGGCUAUAAACUUCAUGGCCGCACAAUCAGACAUGCACACGUAGGUGUGGCAGUAGAAUCUCAUCAAUGUGAUGAACCUGCACCUUAGUAAUUGGGAUCCUAUGAACUUAUUUCUUUUGUUGACAUCAUUACUGCUGCUUUAUUUAUUAAGCCACACUGGUAUGAUUUGCUGGUCUGUCAGGAUUGGCGUGAUAAUUUGGCCUUCUCUUUCAAGAUGUGGUUAUUGAAUGUUAGUUUUUCCUAUUGUGUAAAGAUUCUUUCAGUUGUUUCACAAAUGUAAGAAGUGCUGUCCCCUUUUCUGUUAAUUUCAAGCCUGCAUUAAAUUCUUCAAUGGUAGAAAGAGAAAAAGGAAUGUAGGAUGCAUUCCAACAAUGCACAGCUUUCCUUUUCUUUCACCUUUAUGCCUCAGAUCUCCAUCAGAUCUCAACCUUCCAAUCAGAUUUGGGAAGAUAGAAGGCUGCAGGAGAAUAAGAAAUCUGUUCCAGUGUCUGAUGCGCAUAGGAUGCAACUCUUAGUGUUUUAAGAAAGGAAAGGAAAUGUGUUUUGGUCAGGGUAGAGCACAUGGUUUGGGUACAAAUGGUUCCAGGUUUUAUCUCUGGCAUCUUCAGUAAAACAGACUCCAGCCUGAUAUCCUGGAAAGUUAUAGAUAGAAUUGAGCUAUGUGGACCUAGCUUUGCAUCAGGGAGCUUCCUGUAUUCACUAAAAAUGAUCUGAAAGUUAGAGCUCAAUAGAAGAACAGAGUUUUGCUGGAUCAGACCAAGGACCUAUCUACUAUAGCAGCAUUUUCUCCCACUGUGUUCAAUGAGAAAUUCAUAAGCUGCUCAGUGGCCACCAACUUUUUUCUGUGGGAAGUUGCUAUGUUCUUCUGCCUGUUUUGGUUGCCUUUCUCUUCACAAUUAGCAGCUCCACAAUACAUUUUUUAAAUGCAGUGACUAGUACUGUGUUCCAAAUGUUACAGCAUCAUAGAUUUGCAUAAAGAUAUCAAGGAGCAUUCUAAUUUUCAUUCCCGUUACUAAUAAUCUCCAUUAUAAUAUUUUCCACUGUUGCUGCAUGCUUGGUUGCCAUUGUCCUCUAGCUAUCUACGAUACACCAAAGAUUGCAAUCUUUUUUAUAUUAUUAUUUUAUUUUAAUUGCCUUGAAUCAUCUGAUUUGGCCAUUUCAUUGUUCCUAAAUGCUUAGAAACAAAUGACAAGAGUGAUCUUUGAGGACUCUACUACAUACAUUGGUCCAUUAUAAGAAAUGGUUAUUCUUGCACUUUGCUUAUUGUUCUCUUAAGCAGUUUUACUCAGGAAUAGACCUAUUGAAAAGUCAGUCAAUAAAAAUCCCAUUGAUUUUAAUAGGUCUAUUCAAAGAAUGACUAAAUCUGGAUCCUGUUCUCUGAAAGAAGCCUUGCCUCCAAGAUUUAUUUUCAAUUUGCUUAUUAAUCAUAAUCAUUAUAAUUUCCUAAUCUGUGGUGUACAUUUCAUCUGAGCUUUUUCAGUUUACAGUAACCCAGAGGCAUUCUUAUUUGGAUCUCUUCAUUUUUUUCCAUUUCUCAUUUUUUACUCAUGUGAUAUUUGAGAUGUUUUCCUUAAGCAGUGCAGGACUUCUUUAAUGAUUUUUCACCUUUAAAUAUAUGGAAGACGGUAGCUCUGUGGUUCUUUUACAGUCAGCCAAUGACAUGUUUUGGAGAAGAUUCUAGGUACCACUUAACCACUUAAGUCCAAGACUGCCUUCCUGCUGAGCCAUUCUGUUUCCAGCUGUUCUUGGGCAGUUGUGUUUUGACAUGACCUGAGAAUGCAUGCACCAUGCCUGUGUGGCUUGAAGCUUCAACAAUUUUCCUUUUGAAUGCUUCCUAGAUUUGGUUUUGCAUCUCAAAAUUCCCCUGAGUGCUUUGGCCAGUAAAAGAGUAUUCUCAAUGCUAAAUUAUUGUGAAAACUGAUGCUUAAAUAAUUGUUGUUUUCUGGAACUUUUCAAGAAGCUGCUUUCAAGUGGGAUAUGAUAUUUGUCUAUCUUACAAGAAUGCUUUGGCUAGUUAAAAAUUAUAAAACAUUUUGAAGAUGAACAUCUCUUUGGGUACUGAGUAAUAAGGUGGAGUUUAUUAUGCCCAUCCAAAUAAUUUAUGGGGCUGUUUUGCUCUAAAUUCAUUUUGAAUUUGGUCUUCUGCAUUAUGACCUGGCUAUUCCACCAAACCCACAAAUUCUCCAUCGAGGUAUUCCACAUUUCAUAAAAUGGCUUAAUAUAAUAAAAGGUCCUCUAAAUGCUUACAGUGUUUUAAAGUGGGAAGAGUCAAUACCUGAUAUAAAGCACAUGUUUUGCAUGGAACAGGUCAGUUCAUCAAGCUGAAGAAUCUCUCGUAACUAUGUUGUGAAAAAUCUUCCUUAGGGACUAUGUACUGUACUAUCUAACUUGCAAUGACUGGAUUAGAUGAACCAGUGAACAGCAGUAUAAGGAUGAUUCCUGGACUGUUAAACUGCAAAUAAUCUGCCACAAUUUUCCAGUGUGGCUUGACAUGUUAUCACCAGUGAUGGAAGAGGCUGAAUAGUAUAGGCCUUUUUUGUGUGUUUUUUCAGCUUUGAAAUAAUUAAUAUGCAGAUGCUGUUGUGAGCAAUAUUAAUUUAGAAAUGAUUAGAUACCUGUUUUGUGUUUAAUUUAGUCAUUUUUUUUAGAAAUAAUAAAACAGUCAUAGAACCACUGAGUAAAUUCAAUAAAAUUAAUGAUCAAGUCUGA